Molecule: messenger RNA, 537 nt
Organism: Rubroshorea leprosula
Lineage: Eukaryota; Viridiplantae; Streptophyta; Magnoliopsida; Malvales; Dipterocarpaceae
Source: the annotation of a GenBank genome assembly
GCAGCAGCAGCGGCGAGGGCCUAGGGAGAGCUCAGGCCUAGGGAGAGCUCAGGCCUAGUUUCGGUGCUUCUUGGCGAUUUUUCGGUGAUCAUUUUGCUGAUUUCCGCUGUUCUCCUCUAGAGAGAUCAACAUGGAAGUACAACCAUCUAAUUCAACCAUGAUUGUCCAGGAACCUCCAACCGAAAAUAAUUAUAAAACUUGGAGAGUUCACUUGAAACGCUAUUUAUCCACUGAAGGUCUUUGGGGUGUUGUAUUGGGAGAAGUGCCGCCUGGUCCAGGUUCAAGCGGGGAGUGGACAAGAAAGAAUGAUGCAGUUCUGCGUGCAAUUCAAAUUUCAUGUGGAAAAGAAGCUUUCAGGGCGAUAGAUACUACCUCUUCAGCAAAAGAUUCUUGGAGAUAUUGAUGGAGUUGUAUGCUGGACAUGCGUUUGAGGAUAGAGAAGAGGCUGUACCACCUCAAGGUUUCUACAUCUUUUUUUAAUUAAAAUAUAUAUUUGCUUUUAAUAUUUAUGUCUCAAAAUAACUUCUGAGUCUUUUU